Molecule: messenger RNA, 1227 nt
Organism: Hevea brasiliensis (rubber tree)
Lineage: Eukaryota; Viridiplantae; Streptophyta; Magnoliopsida; Malpighiales; Euphorbiaceae
Exons: 3
Coding region: 561-992 (143 amino acids)
Biological process (GO): translation
Cellular component (GO): ribosome; mitochondrial large ribosomal subunit
Molecular function (GO): structural constituent of ribosome
Source: RefSeq, a predicted model, not a curated record
AAUUGUGGGCUCAAAUUUGUGUUCUAAUUCUCCUUGUCACUUCCCUUCGAGCAAACGCUCUUAUAGGGAAGACAAAAAUUUCUGAACCCGGUCCACCCUAACCUGACUUCCAUCAAUUUUCCCUAAUCCUGCCUCAAUCUUGAUUUAUACGGGAUGGGGAUAAGAUAACCUGUCCCGAAACCCCAUAACCCAUCCUCCAAAGUAUUAUAUUAUUUUUUUAUUAAAAGUAAUUUAUUUUUAUAUAUUUAUAUAUUUAAAUAUUAUAAUUUUAAUAAAAUGUAUAAAUAUAUUAUUAAAAUAAUAUAAAAAUUUUAUAUUUUUAAUUAUAUUUUAUUUUUUAAUAAAUAACUUUAUAUUAUAUAUUAAUAAAUUAAAAUAAAAAAAUAAAAAAAAUUUCUCGAGGGAACCCGCUCCGACUCGCUUCCCGGCGGACAAUGCCACCCCGAACCACUAUGAGUCUAGAAUGGAGGAGCAAUCCCACCCCCGACUUGCCCCGUUCACAUUCCUACUCUCUUCGCUAGGGUUUUUAGUUGAGGAAAACCGAUCAUUUCUCCAAAACAAUGGCGUCCAAAACCCUAAUUCGAACCGGAGCUUCAUUGAUGAACCGCUUGCUCUUAUCGAAUGCGAUUCUCCGCCAAAACCCUAACGCGAAUGCUCAAAUUGUAUGUCACGGCUUUGAAAUCACUCCUCAGCUACUCACUUCUCUCUCUAAAUUUCAAACAUCUCUUCAUUUGCCCCAAAAUGAUGACCAUUCCUUCAAUAAACUGGCCAGUGAAGAGUUUUUUCAUCCCUGUGGUCUCCCUUCUCUCCGCUUCUUCUUGCUGGACGGUGAUUCAUCGAGUGGGCCAAUGCUCUUAUUCCCUAAGAGGACAUUCCAACCUAGCCUCAUCAGGCGUAAGAGAAAUCAUGGUUUCUUUGCACGGGCAACCAAGGGCGGAAGGAAAGUCAUUGCUCGAAGAAUAGCAAAAGGUCGGUCAAGGAUUACCGCUUAGAAAUAUUUGCAUGCAGAAGUUGCCUUUGUUCAUGAUAUGACUAAGCAAAUCGGGAAAGACCUUGGGUCCAUUUUGGUGGCUCGGCCAACCCCUAAUGCCUUAUGGGACUACAAUGCAGUUUACAUCUUUCAUUUGUUUAGUUUAUGAUCAUCCACUUCUGUAUAAAUAUUUGAAUGAAUUUUGAUGAAACUCAAGAAUAUUAUGAAGAUAUAAUGGUCUACAGAUACUUGUUUUA